Messenger RNA from Panicum virgatum (switchgrass), 1230 nucleotides. RefSeq names its product probable WRKY transcription factor 50. The coding region runs from base 233 to 910 and encodes 225 amino acids. Gene Ontology annotation, molecular function: DNA-binding transcription factor activity; sequence-specific DNA binding. Gene Ontology annotation, biological process: regulation of DNA-templated transcription. The transcript has 3 exons. NCBI's taxonomy places the organism in Eukaryota, Viridiplantae, Streptophyta, Magnoliopsida, Poales, Poaceae. The record is from RefSeq and is a predicted model, not a curated record.
GUUAGAACUGGGAAGGAACAGGGUCGCGCGCGCGUGCGGCCUUGACUUUGACCUGAUCGAUGGAGCGCGAGCGCCGGCCGAGCCGAGGUGGAUCGGAGGAGUUAGCAGCCAGCAGGGGACCCCGGCCCAUAAGAGAGAAGAGCUAGCGCACCCGUGCUCGGCCUCGCUCGCUGUGCGCGCAGCGGCUAACCAAAACCAACCCAACGGGUGUGCGGGCCGGGUGUGGCGCGCGAUGUCCUCUUUCGAAUCUCUGCUGGAGCACUGGAUCGGCGGCGGCGAGUUUGUCGUGGACGACGACACGGAAGCAGAAGCAGCAGCCGCCGCAUGGAGCUUCCUCUCCUUCGACAUCGGCGCCGGCUACCACCCGCCGGAGCCAGCGGAGGAGCAGCCGGCGCCGCCGCUCGUCGACGCGCUCCAAGCCGAAACUGACCACUGCGCGAGUGGUACAGCCGGAGGCAGCAGCGAUGGCGAGCCCGGCGGCAAGCAGAGCCAGACGGAGGCGUCGUCAUUAGCGCUCAGCUCAGAGGGGCACGGCGGCAAUGGCGUCGUCGUCCCGGCGGUCGAGGAGAACAAGGACGACGGGGAGAAGACGAGGAAGAAGAAGAUCGCGUUCAGGACGCGGUCGGAGGUGGACGUGCUGGACGACGGCUACCGGUGGCACAAGUACGGGAAGAAGAUGGUCAAGAACAGCCCCAACCCGAGGAACUACUACCGGUGCUCGAGGAAGGGGUGCCAGGUGAAGAAGCUGGUGGAGCGGGCGCGGGACGACGAGCGCUUCGUCAUCACCACCUACGACGGCGUCCACAACCACUCCGCCGCGCCGCCGCUGCCGCACGCGCCGCGGGGCUACCGACGCCUCCUCGACCCGCCGCCGCCGCCGGCGGCGCAGCAGGGCCACCGUGUCUUCUAGCUUAGCUAGUUCUCUAGCUAGCGAGGAGAAGCUACUUCAUCUCAUCCACGGCACGGCACCGCACCGCACCGCACCGUCAGGAACCUACAGUACUAGUCCACCGAUCCGGGCAGAAAAGCCUGACGCUUCGCACAAGCAGCUAGCUAGCACGGUUCAUUUCCUUUUUUUCUUUCGCUAAUAAUCAUGCAUGAACGUCAACAUUUUUUUUGUCGCGGGACGUGGUAUGUGUCGAGGAGACUUGUACUAUUAGCCUAUUGUCCCAACAUGAUUUAUAUUAUCUUUUCAAUGAUGAUGAUGAUGAUUAGUCGAUCGGUUAGGAA